AUGAAGUCUGCUUGGUUCGCACUGGUGCUGGCCGUGCUGGGUGCCGAGCUGCUCACCAGCCACUGCUCCACCAUCAAGUCCCCAAGGUUCAGAGGACGUGUGCAGCAGGAGAGGAAAAACAUCAGACCAAACAUCAUCCUGGUGCUGACAGACGACCAGGAUGUGGAGCUGGGGUCCCUGCAGGUGAUGAACAAGACCAGGCGGCUGAUGGAGGGCGGAGGAGCCUCCUUCGUCAAUGCCUUCGUGACGACGCCCAUGUGCUGCCCCUCGCGCUCCUCCAUGCUGACCGGCAAGUACGUGCACAACCACAACACCUACACCAACAACGAGAACUGCUCCUCCCCGUCCUGGCAGGCCGCCCACGAGCCGCGCACCUUCGCCGUCUACCUCAACAACACCGGCUACAGGACCGCUUUCUUUGGGAAAUACCUCAAUGAGUACAACGGCAGCUACAUCCCCCCCGGGUGGAGGGAGUGGGUGGGGCUGGUGAAGAACUCUCGCUUCUACAACUACACCAUUUCCCGCAACGGCCACAAGGAGAAGCACGGCUUCGACUAUGCCAAGGACUACUUCACAGACUUAAUCACUAAUGAGAGCAUUAAUUACUUCAGGAUGUCUAAGAAGAUAUACCCCCACAGACCCAUCAUGAUGGUCAUCAGCCACGCUGCGCCCCACGGCCCUGAGGACUCAGCCCCACAGUUCUCCCAGCUCUACCCCAAUGCUUCCCAGCACAUCACUCCCAGCUAUAACUAUGCCCCCAACAUGGACAAGCACUGGAUCAUGCAGUACACGGGGCCCAUGCUGCCCAUCCACAUGGAGUUCACAAACGUCCUGCAGCGCAAGCGGCUCCAGACUCUGAUGUCUGUGGAUGACUCCAUGGAGAGGUUACACCAGAUGCUUGCAGAGAUGGGAGAGCUGGACAACACCUACAUCAUUUACACUGCUGACCAUGGCUACCACAUCGGGCAGUUCGGGCUGGUCAAGGGCAAGUCCAUGCCCUAUGACUUCGAUAUUCGAGUGCCCUUCUUCAUCCGUGGCCCCAGCGUGGAGCCAGGAUCAGUAGUGCCUCAGAUAGUUCUCAACAUUGACCUUGCUCCAACAAUUCUGGAUAUAGCAGGGCUUGACACACCCCCAGAUAUGGAUGGCAAAUCUGUCCUGAAGCUUCUGGACUUGGAGAGACCAGGGAACAGGUUCCGCACAAACAAGAAGCCCAAAGUCUGGCGCGACACAUUUCUGGUGGAGAGAGGCAAGCUCUUACGCAAGAAGGAGGAGGGCAGCAAAAGCACUCAGCAGUCCAACCAGCUGCCAAAAUACGAGAGGGUGAAAGAGCUGUGCCAACAAGCCAGGUACCAGACAGCCUGUGAGCAACCAGGACAGAAGUGGCAGUGCACAGAGGAUGCUUCUGGAAAGCUUCGAAUCCACAAGUGCAAGGUGCCAGGGGACGUCCUGGCCAUCAGGAAGAGGACCCGCAGCGUCCACUCGCGGGGCUACAGCAGCAAGGACAAGGACUGCAGCUGUGGGGACAGCGAUUACCGCAGUAGCAGGGCCCAGAGGAAGAGCCAAAGACAGUUCCUGAAGAAUCCCAGUGCUCAGAGGUACAAGCCUCGCUUCGUGCACACACGCCAGACCCGCUCGCUGUCAGUGGAGUUCGAGGGGCAGAUCUACGACAUCAGCCUGGAGGAGGAAGAACUGCAGGUGCUGAGGGCCAGGAGCAUCACCAAGCGUCACAGUGCGGCCAGGGAUGGAGCAGAGGAAGCUGGGGGUGCUGCGGGUGACAGGAUGGUGGCUGAUGGCACCGAGGCUGUAGGUCACCCCAGCUCCGUCCGCGUGACACACAAAUGUUUUAUCCUUCCCAACGACACCAUCCACUGUGAGAGGGAGCUGUACCAGUCUGCCAGAGCCUGGAAGGACCACAAGGCUUACAUCGACAAGGAGAUUGAAGCUCUCCAGGACAAAAUUAAGAACCUGAGGGAGGUUAGAGGACACCUCAAAAGGAGAAAACCAGACGAAUGUGAUUGCAGCAAGCAGAGCUACUACAACAAGGAGAAAGGUGUAAAGGCCCAAGAGAAGCUCAAGAGCCAUCUUCAUCCUUUCAAGGAAGCAGCACAGGAGGUGGAUGGCAAAGUGCAGCUGUUCAAGGAGAACCGCAGAAGGAAGAAGGAGAGGAAGGGGAAGAAGCGGCAGAAGAAGGGCGACGAGUGCAGCCUGCCUGGGCUGACCUGCUUCACCCACGACAACAACCACUGGCAGACAGCCCCCUUCUGGAACUUGGGCUCCUUCUGUGCCUGCACAAGCUCCAACAACAACACUUACUGGUGCCUGAGGACAGUCAACGACACCCACAACUUCCUUUUCUGUGAGUUUGCCACAGGCUUCUUGGAGUAUUUUGACAUGAACACUGAUCCCUAUCAGCUGACCAACACGGUGCACACGGUGGAGCGUGGCAUCCUGAACCAGCUGCACCUGCAGCUGAUGGAGCUGAGGAGCUGCCAGGGUUACAAGCAGUGCAACCCCAGGCCCAAGGGACUGGAAACAGAGGACAGUUAUGGGACGGAUGGGAAGGUUAAGCUUCCCGGAGCCACCGGCAACAGGAACUGGCACGGCCUGGAGGCGUUGUACAGUGUGAACCGGAGCGGCCCCGGGCACAGCCCCGGGCACGGGCACAGGCCUAGCCUGGCUGCCUGGACUCAUGACCUGAAGGAUGUAGAUAGGAUGUUUGCACUGCUGCAUGGUGACGACCAGAGAACCACCGCAGGAGAGGCCUCCUGGGAGAUGACUUCUGCUGAGGGCCCAAGCGGGCAGCCCGCGGGGGAGCCUGGGAUGCCAGCUGGACCCAUGGGGCUGGCCUCCAGUGGGGGCACCUCCAGCCAGAGCAGGAAACUGGAACUGCACAACAAUAGUGCUGAGAGCUAUGGCAUGGGAGCUGUGCUCUGGAGGGACAAUCCCCACACUGGGACAGGGGCAGGGGAGCUGGACUGGGAACGCUUGCAGCUGGACUUCAGCGGGAACGGGCUGCUGGAGCUGGAGUCCCGGCACAGCUUCAUGCUGCAACCCAUCAGUGUUCCUCAGGACAGUGACACCUGGGGGGAUGUAUUUGAAGACCAAAUGUAUCUUCCUGUGAAGUCUGAUGAAGCCCUUGUUCACCAGGCUGUGAACACUUCCAUGAGGGAUCCAUCCCUCAGCACCCAGAAACCAGGAACCUUCUUGGCAGACAGAGAGCACAGUCCUGCAGGGGAAGCUUCCCAGAUCUCACCUGCAGAAGGCAGCGCCUUGGCUCCGCUCUCCUUGGACUAG
This is a messenger RNA of Indicator indicator, 3294 nucleotides long. RefSeq names its product sulfatase 1 (gene SULF1). Gene Ontology annotation, molecular function: N-acetylglucosamine-6-sulfatase activity; calcium ion binding; glycosaminoglycan binding. Gene Ontology annotation, cellular component: Golgi apparatus; plasma membrane; cell surface. Bases 1 to 3294 code for a protein of 1097 amino acids. The transcript is spliced from 18 exons. Lineage: Eukaryota; Metazoa; Chordata; Aves; Piciformes; Indicatoridae. The record is from RefSeq and is a predicted model, not a curated record.